This is a messenger RNA of Rhizophagus irregularis DAOM 181602=DAOM 197198, 1138 nucleotides long. RefSeq lists its product as uncharacterized. Gene Ontology annotation, biological process: protein phosphorylation; signal transduction. Gene Ontology annotation, molecular function: ATP binding; protein kinase activity. The record is from RefSeq and is a predicted model, not a curated record. NCBI's taxonomy places the organism in Eukaryota, Fungi, Glomeromycota, Glomeromycetes, Glomerales, Glomeraceae. Gene Ontology annotation, cellular component: cytoplasm.
AGCAGGCUAAAGAUAUUAUUGGAUGAUGAAGUAUCACAAACCAUUACUUAUUAUGAUCCUCAAGAUUUUAAGAUCCUUAGUGAGGUUUCUUCCGGAGCAUCCGCUUUGGUUUAUAAUGUAUGUAGGGAAGAUACAACAAUGUUCGCAAUCAAAAAAUUUAGAAGUUCUAGUAAAGAGGCCGCCAUCGUUAAUGAGAUUUUUUUAACUGGAAUGGCAAGUCCUUACCCGAGUAUAAUUCAGUUCUAUGGACUUACUAAAUUACAGGAUGAAACAAAUUACUCACUUGUCCUUGAAUAUGCUGAAGGCGGGACAUUAAAACAAUACUUAAGAGACAAUGCUGUAAGUUUUGGAUGGAAGAAUCAGUUGCGAUUUGCUAAGGAAAUCGCAAGUGCAAUCUCAUGGUUGCAUAAUGUUGUGGGAAUCAUACAUGCUGAUCUCCAUCCAGAUAAUAUUUUAAUAAGUAAAGGUACUAUAAAGUUAGCGGACUUUGGAUGUUCAUAUUUAAAAGGAUCAAAACGUAAUACUCAAGUACGGGGUGUGAUACCUUACAUGGAUCCUAAUUUUUUUGAGCAUAACCUAUGUUCGUCCGAAACCCAAAAUCAUCCAUAUCCCUUAACUGAAAAGGCCGAUAUUUAUAGUCUAGGGGUAUUAUUUUGGGAGUUGACAAGUCGUAAAUCGCCUUUUGAUUUCGAGACAAAAAAUAACGACAAUCUCGAAAUUUUUAAAAUCAUGUCGAACAUUUUUAAUGGUACGAGAGAAAAACCUUCUCCAGGCACAAACCAUAAAUUCGUUGCGCUGUAUGAAAAGUGUUGGCAACACGAACCACAUGAAAGACCAGAGGUUAGCCAUGUGAUUUCAGAACUCAAUAAUAUCGUAUCGGAUAAUUUUAGUCCUAAAGACAAUAUUGCAUCAACUACUUUUACUCCCAAGAAAGGCGAAGCAAAUGAGGAUCUAUACUUGUCAGAUUAAUAAGAUUUGUCCCAAUUAUCGGUUCAUAAAUCGAUUUUAUAAUUGACUACUUUCCGCUAACCAACUUUAUAUUUUUAUAUGGAGUAUAAACACUUUUUUAUAAUUUCUUUUUCUUUCAUUUUUUCCUCUUAUUAUAUAUUAUAUUGGGUUAUAAUGAACAUUUUACUUU